GGCGCGAUGUCGGUGCCGCUGCUCAAGAUCGGGGCCGUGCUCAGCACCAUGGCCAUGGUCACCAACUGGAUGUCGCAGACGCUGCCCUCGCUCGUGGGGCUCAACGGCACAGUGUCCCGUGCCGGCGCCUCCGAGAAAAUCACCCUCUUCCAAAGCCCAGAGGAAGGCUGGCAACUGUAUACUUCGGCCCAGGCCCCUGAUGGGAAAUGCAUCUGCACGGCGGUGAUCCCUGCCCAGAGCACCUGCUCCCGAGAUGGCAGGAGUCGAGAGCUGCGGCAGCUGAUGGAGAAGGUCCAGAAUGUCUCCCAGUCCAUGGAGGUCCUUGAGUUGCGGACGUAUCGUGACCUCCAGUAUGUACGCAGCAUGGAGACCCUCAUGCGGAGCCUGGAUGCACGCCUCCGGGCAGCUGAUGGGUCCCUCUCGGCCAAGAGCUUCCAGGAACUAAAGGACAGGAUGACGGAGCUGUUGCCCCUGAGCUCAGUCCUGGAGCAGUAUAAGGCAGACACGCGGACUAUCGUGCGCCUGCGGGAAGAGGUGAGGAAUCUGUCCGGCAGCCUCGCAGCCAUCCAGGAGGAGAUGGGUGCCUACGGGUAUGAGGACCUACAGCAGCGGGUGAUGGCUCUGGAGGCCCGGCUCCACGCCUGUGCCCAGAAGCUGGGCUGUGGGAAGCUGACCGGGGUCAGUAACCCCAUCACCAUUCGAGCCAUGGGGUCCCGCUUUGGCUCCUGGAUGACCGACACGAUGGCCCCCAGUGCGGAUAGCCGGGUCUGGUACAUGGAUGGUUAUUACAAGGGCCGGCGUGUCCUGGAGUUCCGCACUCUGGGAGACUUCAUCAAAGGCCAGAACUUUAUCCAGCAUCUGCUGCCCCAGCCGUGGGCAGGCACAGGCCAUGUGGUGUACAAUGGCUCCCUGUUCUACAACAAGUACCAGAGCAACGUGGUGGUCAAGUACCACUUCCGCUCCCGCUCCGUGCUGGUGCAGAGGAGCCUUCCGGGAGCCGGUUACAACAACACCUUCCCCUACUCUUGGGGUGGCUUCUCCGACAUGGACUUCAUGGUGGACGAGAGCGGGCUCUGGGCCGUGUACACCACCAACCAGAAUGCAGGCAACAUCGUGGUCAGCCGGCUGGACCCACACACCCUGGAGGUCAUGCGGUCCUGGGACACCGGCUACCCCAAGCGCAGUGCUGGGGAGGCCUUCAUGAUCUGUGGUGUGCUCUACGUGACCAACUCCCACCUGGCCGGGGCCAAGGUCUAUUUUGCUUACUUCACCAACACGUCCAGCUACGAGUACACGGACGUGCCCUUCCACAAUCAGUACUCCCACAUCUCCAUGCUGGAUUACAACCCCCGGGAGCGGGCCCUCUACACCUGGAACAAUGGCCACCAGGUGCUCUACAACGUCACCCUCUUCCAUGUCAUCAGCACUGCUGGGGACCCCUAGAAGGCCACCAGGGGCCCUUUCUACUCUGCCUGUGUCCCUUCAAGUUGGUCUGUCUGUUGUGCCCUGCCUCCCCUCCUGUCCCUUUAUCUCUGUCCCUGCCUUUGGCCCAGUUUUCCUUCUCUGCCUCUGUAUUUCUCCCGAUGCAUUUUCUCUGUGUUGUCUCUUCUCCUUUAUUGAUCUGAUUUUGAUACUCCAGUUGUCAUUCUGCCUUUUUAUUGAUGUCACUGUCUCUUUGUUUUUAUUGAUCUGACUCUCCAGAUCAUUCCCUGUCCCUGCCUGUCUCUUCCUCAUCCCUCCCUCCCCUCCCUCUUUGCUUCCCUCCCACUCCUUCUCCUUCUCUUUGAACCCUCCCUCUCGCCCUCCAAGGAGUUGAGUGCAUGGAUCUGUUUCUUUUUAUUUUUUAUUUACACCUUUUUUUCCUGGGUUGCCGGAAUAAACGGGACCUUUGACAUUUGAUGCUUCUGUUGCUCUGUGUGUCCAGAAGGGGCAGAGGAGGCCUGGAGGGUAAGCCCAAGCCCAGAGACCCAUCCCUGUUGGACCCUGGUCCCAUAUGGCAAGCUUUGUGAACCAGGGCAGGCAAGUCCAGCCUGCGGGGCGGCCAGGGUGAGCCCUUUGGAGAAAUAGGCAAAAUUGUUUCAAUCAAAAACAAUUUGUUUAAAAGCAGUUUGAUCAAAACACCUGAGAAUUCUAUCACAACAAUGAAAACAGGCCUCAAAUGAAUAGUCUUCGUCAUUCAUUUUUUCACUCAUUGUUCACUCUGGUGCACUGCUGAGCCCUCUGGCAACUUUUUUUUUUUAAAACAAUUUGGCCACUUUUAAGAAUUUGGGUAUGAGUGGAUAGGACAUGGUCGAAUUUUUCCUUUUUCUUCUCUUUUUGCUUUGUAAUUUUAAAAUCACUUUAUUUCAUUUGCACCUGUUCUGCAUUAAUAACAAAAGACUAGAAACAGCCUGCAGGUGCAGUGCGCUUUCCGUUGAAUGCGCCCACACCUGGGUCCCAUUUACCUAGAAGGGCCUUGGUCAGGCAUGAGCCCACCACAGGGACCCCAGCUCUUGAAGGGGAAGGACAGCAAAGCUAGGAAGUAUCUGAGACAGGAAGGGGUGUGAGAAGGAUGACUUCAGGUAGAGACUGAAGUAAGCUGAGGCCAAAUCCUCAGGAGCCUGUGGUGAUAAGACUAAGGCGGGUGGGUGGCUGUGGGGGUCACAGAAGGAAGGGCAGAUGACGUUUUUUCAGCCAGAUUGCUAGUAGUCUGGGUGAGACAGUGCAAGGAGAGUGGGGAGAGUGACCUCUGGGGCUGCUGGUUGGGAGCAAGGGCAGUACCGUCCACCACAACAUAUGGGCCCCACCAAACCCUGAGCAGAAACAUUGUGCAGAGACUCACUGGCCCAGACCCCACCCCACCCCACCGAGGCCACAGAGGCUGUGAAUGAAACCUGCUCCUCUGGAAGGAACAUUCCCCUCCGUGGCUCUAAUUAAUGGCCUCCCUGAUUAAAUCAUCUUCGGGAACAUGGGGGUUGCCUUGUGAAGGAAACCAAUGAAUAAUAUAUGUGACUGCCUAAUGCUCUCACUUAAAACCAUUUUUUAAAGAAAUCUUCAAGAAAAGCAAUUAAUUUCCAUUUAAAUUAACAAGUUGACAUAGAAAAAGAAUUGAUUCCUGGGUAAACACGUUGAGAGGCACUUUGCUCUGUACCUGCUUGAAAAGAAAGGCACACCAGCCCUCUGUUUGGAGGCAAAUCUCCAAGCUGAGCACAGGGCGGGGGCGGUGGUGGUGGUUGCCACAGGUAGGGCAUUGUUCUCUGAUGGCAAAUUUUCCCAAAGUAAGGUGGGGACCGAGAGCUGCUGAGCUCAACAAUCUUUGUCUAAAACACACACAGACUUGGAGACUCACAUGAGGGUGUGGGUGUGUCUGUCACAUCUGCACGCCAAUCCUCAAAUGGAUGCCACAGGCACUUGGCAUUGUAACCACACCCCCGUCACAAGGCGGGCCUAGUGCUCGCUCCUUACAUUGUGGAUGUACUUUAUGGAAACACAGCUGACCCUUGAACACGGGUUUGAACUGUG
Messenger RNA from Phyllostomus hastatus (greater spear-nosed bat), 3501 nucleotides. It is a transcript of the gene OLFM2, whose product is annotated as olfactomedin 2. The transcript has 6 exons. Lineage: Eukaryota; Metazoa; Chordata; Mammalia; Chiroptera; Phyllostomidae. The coding region runs from base 7 to 1443 and encodes 478 amino acids. Gene Ontology annotation, biological process: signal transduction. The record is from RefSeq and is a predicted model, not a curated record.